Messenger RNA from Ricinus communis (castor bean), 1323 nucleotides. RefSeq lists its product as uncharacterized. The transcript is spliced from 10 exons. Lineage: Eukaryota; Viridiplantae; Streptophyta; Magnoliopsida; Malpighiales; Euphorbiaceae. The record is from RefSeq and is a predicted model, not a curated record. The coding region runs from base 109 to 1002 and encodes 297 amino acids. Gene Ontology annotation, molecular function: oxidoreductase activity, acting on the CH-CH group of donors. Gene Ontology annotation, cellular component: membrane. Gene Ontology annotation, biological process: lipid metabolic process.
AGGUUUGACCUAAGCCCAAUACAAUUCUUCCUAAAUAAAUUAAUAAUAAUAAUAAUAAUAACAACAACAACAAGAACUUUACACAGAGAAGUGGCAUCCUAUCCAAAAAUGGGAACCGUUAUUGACUCCCAUUUUCUAGCUCUCACUGCCAUCGUCACUGUGGGAUAUCAGUUGCUAUUCUUUAUAGUCACUGCUCUACUGAAGAUUGAUAAAGUCACUGACUUUGCUGGAAGCACUAAUUUUGUUAUACUUGCUGUGUUGACUUCGGUUGUGAAAGGGACAUGGCAUUUCAGGCAGGUGAUCUUGAGUUUACUUGUAGUAAUAUGGGGUUUUCGUCUGGGAUUGUUUCUAUUAAUGAGGAUCCUGCAGUGGGGGGAGGACAGACGCUUUGAUGAAAUGCGUGGAAAUUUGGGGAGAUUAGCAAUUUUCUGGAUACUGCAGGCUGUCUGGGUGUGGACAGUGAGUUUACCUGUAACAGUGGUUAAUGCAAGUGACAGAAAUCCAUCCCUUGAGGCUCUAGAUAUAAUUGGAUGGAUUAUGUGGUCUAUGGGGUUUUUGUUUGAAGCUACAGCUGAUCAGCAAAAACUGGCAUUCAAGAACUCUCCAGAAAAUAGAGGGAAAUGGUGCAAUGUUGGACUAUGGAAGUACACUCGUCAUCCAAACUAUUUUGGCGAGAUUUUUCUCUGGUGGGGAAUUUUUGUGGCUUCUGCCCCUGUGCUGGAAGGUGCUGAGUGGCUUGUGAUCCUUGGGCCAGUCUUUCUGACAUUAUUGCUUCUUUUCUUAAGUGGCAUACCAUUGCUUGAGAAAUCUGCUGAUAAGAAAUUUGGCAAUGUGGCUGCAUACAGGGCGUAUAAGAGGACAACUAGCCCUCUCAUUCCGCUGCCUUCCGAAGUUUAUGGGAACUUGCCCUCAUGGUUCAAAGCAACUUUCCUCUUUGAAUUUCCUUUCUACAGUCGCAAUCUUCCACUUGAGGGGACAACAUGUGCUUUAUUACAGGAAUAAGAAAUCAUAAAGUAGAUAGAUGCAAAAAUGGCUGUUUUGAGUAAAAGAAGUGAGAUGGCAACUAUGCAGCACUGAUCCAUAUGGCCAUCUGCUGCAUUGCAUUUAAGAUUUAGUCCCAUCUGCUCCAAAUCAAGCCACCAAUUAGCAGCAUUACAACUGAAUUGCUGUUACAGCAUUGUUGUAUUUGUAGUCGUCUGUAUUAACACUAAUGCUAUUUUUAGUUGAAAUCCAUAAAAGAAUUUAUUUCAUUUGAUAAAAAGACGUAAGAGAGAAAUAAAAUGGAAAUGAUAAAAUUGAAAGAGAUAUUUUAUUGUUAUUGAA